Messenger RNA from Dacryopinax primogenitus, 498 nucleotides. RefSeq lists its product as uncharacterized. The transcript has 2 exons. The coding region runs from base 9 to 404 and encodes 131 amino acids. NCBI's taxonomy places the organism in Eukaryota, Fungi, Basidiomycota, Dacrymycetes, Dacrymycetales, Dacrymycetaceae. Gene Ontology annotation, biological process: translation. Gene Ontology annotation, molecular function: structural constituent of ribosome. Gene Ontology annotation, cellular component: ribosome; mitochondrial large ribosomal subunit. The record is from RefSeq and is a predicted model, not a curated record.
CGAGCAGAAUGCCACGACAGCUGCUAAACCGCGCAAUACGCGCAGCUGGGAGGACAGCAAAGCGUCUAGCCGCACCGACGACGACAGCGCCGGCAUACAUAUCGCCAGUCGCACGGCCAACCAGCUCACUCACCCUCCCAAUGCCGAUCCGCUCGCUCACGCCCUUCGCCUCCCCACGUUCUCCCCUCUCGGCAUUCGGCGCACCCCUCCCACGCCCGACACUCCCCUCCCCUCUCGCCUCCGUUCUCCCGCUCCUACAAGCCCGAUUUUUGGGAAACGAGUACCAGCCGAGUCAGAGGAAGAGGAAGCGCAAGUUUGGGUUUUUACAGAGGUUGAAGGACAAGAAUGGGCGGAAGACGCUGGCGAGGAGACGUGCGAAGGGUAGGAGGUUCUUGAGUCAUUAGACUUUUGUUGCUUUUGGGAAGGGAGAUGAGAACAUUCGGAGUUUGGACAUGUAUCCUUCUCGUAGGCCGCAGGCUACAAUUACGCGUGCAUAUA